AUGUCCUCGUCACCCGAAUUCACCUCCUCAUCCACCACUACCUCUCACGUCGCCGCCGAUGAACCUCCAACCUGGCGCCCCCCACGACCAACAACAACAACAACAACACCACCACCAACACCACCCGCAGCCGAAAACAUGACCUUUAACUCACCACCCCUCGACGUCUCCAACUACCCCGGCGGCAAAAAGUCCCUGGCUGGCAUCUCCCUGCGCGCCUUUCUCAUUGGAACCACCCUCGGGCUCUCAGCAUCGCUGACGCUCACGCUGCGCCUCUUCUCCGCCACGCCCCUCUGGCGCGUCCCCUUCUUCCUCGCCUCGCUCUGCGUCUUCCACUUCCUCGAAUACCACGUCACGGCCGCCCACAACACCCGACACGCCUCGGUCUCCGCCUUCCUCCUCUCCUCCAACGGCUGGGCCUACAACCUGGCCCACACCUCCGCCGCCCUCGAAUGCCUCCUCGCAUACUUCUUCUGGCCCCGCGACAGCUACUUCACCUGGUCCGGCCCCAUCGCCGCCCUUGGCGGCCUCAAGAUCCAGCUCGUUCUGGGCCUCCUCUUCAUGGCCGUCGGCCAGACGAUCCGCACGCUCGCCAUGGCCCAGGCGGGGAGUAACUUCAACCACACGGUCCAGGUGGAACGCAAGCACGGACACAUGCUGGUCACGCACGGCGUGUACGCUCUGCUGCGCCAUCCCAGCUACUUCGGGUUCUUUUGGUGGGGACUCGGCACCCAGAUGGUCCUCGGCAAUGUGGUCUGCUUCGUGGGGUAUUUUGUCGUCUUGUGGAAGUUCUUUCAUAGUCGCAUUCGGAGAGAGGAACGAUUCCUGAUUGCAUUCUUCGGGGACGAAUACGUACAGUAUAAGAAGAGGUCGAUGGUAGGGAUCCCUGGGAUAUGGUGA
Messenger RNA from Aspergillus affinis, 900 nucleotides. RefSeq names its product protein-S-isoprenylcysteine carboxyl O-methyltransferase. The record is from RefSeq and is a predicted model, not a curated record. NCBI's taxonomy places the organism in Eukaryota, Fungi, Ascomycota, Eurotiomycetes, Eurotiales, Aspergillaceae. Gene Ontology annotation, molecular function: protein C-terminal S-isoprenylcysteine carboxyl O-methyltransferase activity. Gene Ontology annotation, biological process: C-terminal protein methylation. Gene Ontology annotation, cellular component: membrane; endoplasmic reticulum. The transcript has 2 exons. Bases 1 to 900 code for a protein of 299 amino acids.